UAAUAAAUGUCACUGUCAAGUGUCAACUAAAUAAUAUUCUCAAAACGUUAGUGUUGUUGAUCUAAACUUUAAUUCGACAUAAUUUGCAGGAGAAGCUACGAAAAUAAUUAAUAAUGGCCGUUCGUUUCGCCGGUGCUCUGAAAGAGCUUAGAAUUCACUUAUGUCAAACUAACCAACAAUCUGCUGGUGUUAGAGACUUCAUCCAAAAAUACUAUGUUGGUUUAAAAAAAGAAAAUCCGAAGUUCCCUAUACUGAUCCGCGAGUGUAGCGGUGUUCAACCCCGUGUCUGGGCUCGCUAUGACCGAGGUUCUGAAAAGAGUGCAUCUUUGACAAACCUAUCUUCAAAUGAUGUACUAUCCACCAUUAAGCAACUAGUGAAGUGAAUUAACAUUCUUGUUGUUAUAGCAUAGAAAUAUUAUUUAAAUAAAUAAAAAAAGCUGUUA
Danaus plexippus (monarch butterfly) is the source of this 443-nucleotide messenger RNA. RefSeq names its product NADH dehydrogenase [ubiquinone] 1 alpha subcomplex subunit 2 (gene ND-B8). NCBI's taxonomy places the organism in Eukaryota, Metazoa, Arthropoda, Insecta, Lepidoptera, Nymphalidae. The coding region runs from base 114 to 383 and encodes 89 amino acids. The record is from RefSeq and is a predicted model, not a curated record. The transcript has 3 exons.